AUGAGAUUAAUAAUACUAAUUUCAAUAUUAUUUUAUUCCAUUACUUCUGAAAGUCAGUUCAAUCGACGAGCCAAACAGUCUGUCAAUGCUGUUGGCCUCGGAUAUCGUUUCGGUGGACGAGGAGCUGACAAUGCUGACGAGAGCGAUCACUUCAAAUUACUGGCCUUAGAUGGUGAUAGUCUAUUAGUUGGAGCCAAGAAUGCUGUUUAUAACCUAUCACUUACAACACUCAAAGUCCAUCAUACUAUUAACUGGGCUCCACCAGCUAGCAUAAUAGAAGAAUGUAUGAUGAAAGGCAAAUCGAAGGGUGAUUGUCAGAACUAUAUUCGUGUCCUAGCCUCACAAUCGAAUGGGAAGUGUUUAAUCUGCGGAACACACGCUUUCUCACCCAAAUGCCGCGAAUAUUCUUACGAUGCUGUAGAUGGACAAUUAAAAGAUCGCCGGCAAUUUGAUGGAGUUGGAAUUUCUCCUUUUGAUCCUCGCGAUAACUCUACAGCUUUAUUCUUACCGGAGUCCAAUGAAAUAUUUACCGGAACUGUUUCGGAUUUCAUAGGAAAUGACCCGUUGAUUUACAAAAAGAAUAUUAACAACGCAAAAGAUGUUGGAUUACGUACGAGUAGAAGUGACGCACGUGUUUUGGAUAGUCCGAACUUUGUUGGCUCAUUUGCUUUUGGAGACUAUGUGUACUACUGGUACCGUGAAUGGGCAGCAGAAGCUAUGGAUAACAAUGAAGAAAGACAAAUAUAUUCACGUGUUGCUCGAGUAUGCAAACGAGAUCGCGGAGGAGCUCGACCUGCAAAUGAGAGAUGGACAUCGUUUAUAAAAGCUCGCUUAAAUUGUUCUCUACCAUCCAGUACUCCAUUUUAUUUUAACGAAAUAAAAGCAGUGUCCGAUCCAAUACCAUCUGGUUCUGACCAUACUGUUUAUGCAGUCUUUUCAACUCCGGAAUCAGCUCUCCAGAUGACUGCAGUCUGUUCAUUUUCCAUGAAAAAGAUCAACGAUUUGUUCGAGUAUGACACAUUCAAAUACCAGCGCGCACCAAACUCCAUAUGGGAACCAUAUUCUCGAAAUGAAAUUCCAAAACCGAGGCCUGGCAGCUGUGUGCCUGAUUCCACUAAACUUCCUGAGACAACUAUCUCCUUCUUGACAAGAAAUCCUUUGAUUCACAGAGCUGUUGAAUCGAAAUCUCUACCUUUGCUUAUUGAGGGUUCAGAUAGACCUGACCUUACUCAAAUUACAGUUCUUAGUGGGGUAAAAUCAGUCAGUGGUCAGAAGUACAAUAUUUUAUACUUGGGGACAUCAGAUGGACGCAUUAUGAAGACUAUAAGUAUCGAUGGUAACUCUACCAUCAUUGAAUCGACCAAUGUAUUCGGAAAAACCAAUCCUGUGGUCAAUCUCCUAUCCAAAGAAGAUCAGCUUGUUAUUGUUUCUCCUGAUGAAAUCGCCGCUCUUCCUCUUCAUCACUGUGGACAACAAACGUCCUGUAGUCGAUGUGUGGGCUUACAAGAUCCUCAUUGUGCUUGGGAUUUAAACACUGCACGAUGUGUGAACAGUGCUAACUGGAACGGAGGACAUUUCAUACAGAACAUUGAGAUUGGAAUGUCUGCUCAAUGCCCUGAGGGAAUAAUUAUACAAGAUGCUUUUGCUGAGGAUUCUCAGAUUGCUGAAAAAUCAGCGAUUCGUGUUAGUUCGUUCUCCAACCAAAAUUUGAUUUUGGCUUGUGUACUUUCUACAACCGUGGCUCUGCUUAUAGGAGGAUUGAUCGGCCUCCAGUUAGGUAAAGCUAGAGCUUUAUCUGAUCAACAUCACUCUGCAUCUUCAACGAGUGGAUCUGACUAUGAUAGCUAUGGGAGGGCAAGAUUAACGCGCCAUGACUCUUUAACAACAUCAGCUAAGAUGGAGCAUGUCUACGGAGCACAACAGAAAGCCAGCAUGGAUGCCACUUCAAUGGUUUUGACCAUGCCUGGAGGUGGAAUGAGCAUAAGUCAGCAUGGCAGUGGGAUAAACACCCCGUCCAGAGAUAAAAACGCUAUAAUGACAUCGAUUAACCAGAAUACGUUGCCAAGAGAUUAUAAGGUUAAGAAAGUAUACUUAUAG
Auanema sp. JU1783 is the source of this 2097-nucleotide messenger RNA. Lineage: Eukaryota; Metazoa; Nematoda; Chromadorea; Rhabditida; Rhabditidae. The record is from the annotation of a GenBank genome assembly.